CGGUCUUCACUGGCCGUCAGUGCGUUCGAAGCUGGAAGGAUAAAGUGUGCCGACGUACUGUACUGUACUGUAAAGGCGAAUAAAGACACCAAGUGGAGACGUUAUCUUUGUUUUGUUUUAUUUGAUUAUUAAACCCAGAUCCGUGUUUAAUUAAUGGAGUUGCAGUAAAAAGGAGUGAUAGAAAGAUCGCCGGAGAAGAAGAGGAAGAGGAGGAUAUCCUAAGAGACAGCAGAAGGAACACUGACUGACUUUUGUUCGGAAUAGAUCGAGCUGAGAGCUACUGUAAGAUGGCGUCAGUGAAUGACCCCCGGCAGCAGACACCGGUGCAGAAGGAUGCAGCUGACCAGAACUUCGACUACAUGUUUAAACUACUUAUCAUUGGUAACAGCAGCGUAGGAAAGACCAGCUUCCUGUUCCGCUACGCAGAUGACUCGUUCACCCCGGCGUUCGUCAGCACCGUCGGCAUCGACUUCAAAGUCAAAACUGUGUACCGCAAUGAGAAACGCAUCAAACUCCAGAUCUGGGACACGGCAGGUCAGGAGAGAUAUCGCACCAUCACUACAGCCUACUACAGAGGAGCCAUGGGCUUCCUGCUCAUGUAUGACAUCACCAACCAGGAGUCUUUCUACGCUGUACAGGACUGGGCAACUCAGAUUAAGACAUACUCAUGGGACAAUUCUCAAGUUAUUCUGGUUGGAAAUAAGUGUGACCUGGAGGACGACAGACUGGUGGCCACAGAAGAUGGACAGAAACUAGCUAAUGAGUUGGGGUUCCAGUUUUUUGAGGCGAGCGCUAAAGACAACAUUAAUGUAAAACAGGUUUUCGAGCGGCUUGUUGACAUCAUCUGUGACAAGAUGAAUGAGAACAUGGAUGGACAGCCAUGCCUGAUGGCCAAUCACAAAGAACCCAGCCUCGAGGACACGCCCCCUACUAACCAAAAUGGCUGUUCGUGUUAAUGAUUGUUCGCUCUCUCUCUCUCUCUCACACAUACUAUCCUUGUGAGGACCUUCCAUUGACAUAAUUAUUAUUGGAGUUAAUUAAUGCUGUGCCUGCACCUGAACCUAACCCUAACCUCAGUAAUGAAAAGGAAACUUUUGUUUUUUAAUUAAAAACACAACAGUAAUUUCCUUGUGUAAAAUCCAUCCAAAUGUCCCCACAUGAUCAAAAUGGCCAGAUUUUGCUAUCCUUGUAGGGACAUUUGGUCUUCAGUAGUAUGUACACACACACACACACACACACACACACGCACACACACGCGCCUAGUCCAACACAGCCACACUCUAUGGAUAGACCACUUAGUAGUAAUGCAACAAAGUGUAUAGAGUAAAUGUGUAGUACAUGUACACACACAUACGCACACAGCUGUACACUACAAAAUUAGGCAUCAACCUGUCACAGUGGUUCUCAGCUGGACUUACCUCAGGACCAACAUUUGUCCUUUUUCAUUAAGUCCUGACCCAAAUGCAACCUUUUCGGCCUUCUAGUUUAUUUCACACAACGGAUACUGCAGUAAAAGGCUGCACCCAUCAUGCACUAAAACAGGAAACAAGGUAAAAUAUAAUAAGGUCUAAAAAGCUACAUAAACAUGUAAGAUUAAUAUUUGACCCACAAAGACUGCAUUAUUGAAGGCAUAAUAAUAAUAAUUUCUGUACUGAUUGAAUAGCUGGGAAAUCUCUUUGUUCCUGAUACUUAAACUUAAAGCUAAAUGAGACUAAAGCUAAGUGGGUUUCAUGCUUUUAUUUUUUUUUAUUUCAAAUGAUUUUGGGAUAAAUUAGAAAAGUUAGAUGUUUUCGAACUCAAAUCAUGUGAACAAGGGCGGCACGGUGGUGUAGUGGUUAGCGCCGUCGCCUCACAGCAAGAAGGUCCGGGUUCGAGCCCCGUGGCCGGCGAGGGCCUUUCUGUGCGGAGUUUGCAUGUUCUCCCCGUGUCCACGUGGGUUUCCUCCGGGUGCUCCGGUUUCCCCCACAGUCCAAAGACAUGCAGGUUAGGUUAACUGGUGACUCUAAAUUGAGCGUAGGUGUGAA
Messenger RNA from Neoarius graeffei (lesser salmon catfish), 2024 nucleotides. It is a transcript of the gene rab3da, whose product is annotated as RAB3D, member RAS oncogene family, a. The transcript is spliced from 5 exons. Gene Ontology annotation, cellular component: synaptic vesicle; endosome; plasma membrane. The record is from RefSeq and is a predicted model, not a curated record. Gene Ontology annotation, biological process: protein localization to plasma membrane; regulation of exocytosis; protein secretion. NCBI's taxonomy places the organism in Eukaryota, Metazoa, Chordata, Actinopteri, Siluriformes, Ariidae. Gene Ontology annotation, molecular function: GTP binding; GTPase activity. Bases 288 to 956 code for a protein of 222 amino acids.